AAAGAAGGGAGAAAAAAAACCCAUGGAGGAAGCAGGAAGUCGGUCUACCAAGAAGCAGAGCCCGAACACAUAAACAAUACACAAAGAAACUAAAGUCAAACUGACAUAUUCACACAGUUAUCGCAAUGGCGGGUAUUAAAGCACUGGUUGGUUUGUCCUUUAGUGGUGCCAUCGGUCUGACGUUUCUUCUGCUGGGCUGUGCACUGGAACAGUACGGGGUAUACUGGCCGCUGUUUGUCCUGAUUUUUUACGUCUUGAGCCCCAUCCCAACCUUCAUAUCCAGACGCCUCGGUGAUGACACCGACUCCUCCAGCAACGCAUGCAGAGAGCUGGCCUACUUCUUAACAACCGGCAUCGUCGUAUCAUCCUUUGGACUCCCCAUUGUCCUAGCCCGCAAUAACACAAUCCAGUGGGGUGCCUGCGGCCUCGUGAUGACAGGAAACGCAGUCAUCUUCCUCACAAUCCUCGGCUUUUUCGUCGUGUUUGGAGGAGGCGACGACUUCAGCUGGGAGCAGUGGUAGAGUGCCUUUGGAUGGUGGUCAGACAGAAGGACGGACGGAUGGAUGGAUGGAUGGAUAGAUGGGUGGUGGGUUGGUGGAUAGUUAAAUGGAUAAACUGCAAACUGAGGGACAUAUGUGUCCUGCACUCAGUGGGGGGGUAAUGCUCAGGUAUAGGCCUUUAAAAAGUGUAAAGAAAUUAUUAGGCGUGUUAUCUGGCCAAUUUUUAUAUUAGGAGGUAUCAGGGUUGGAGACAACACAACCUGUUAAUGUGCCUUAUGUCUGGGACCAGAGAGACACUGAUGUCUAUACCCCCCUCAUGCUAUAACCCCAUCACUAUCCACCUUAACCCAUGUAUUUUAGCUUGUCUUGCAUUUGUUUGCAACCCCCAAAUCACCUUUCUCAUUGCAGCUUUCUGCUAUUUCAUUAUGCCUCAGUUAAUCAAUUUCAUAAAGGGAUCCUAAAGAGUAACUCUAUUGUAACCUACACUGCAUUAUCUGUCCUCAAUGUUCAAGGGGGAAGUGGCUAUACUGAGUUAUGCCUUGCUUAUUAUGAUUGUUUCUAUUGAAAGUGUAAUGGCAGGGCAAGUUAUCCUAAUUCAUGCUAUCUGACAAAUAGUUGUAGGACUCGUAAUCAGGUAAGAUAUGUUUGUAUGGACAUCUUGUGUGUUGUUUUUUUUUUUUUUUUUUUUGUCGUUUUGCUAGAAGACUUUAAAGCCUUGUGUUUUGUUCUGGUGCAAUUGUUUACAUUCUCACCAAAGAUAAUUUUUUAGACUGCAAAAAGUAAAUGAGCAUAUGCACCACUAAACUGUGGGUUUUGAUCAGUGCUGUGCAGCAUCAUGAUGCUCAGAUGCUAGCAGAGGGAUUUGAGGAAGCACUGUUAAGUGAAUAUCUAAGCCUCUAUGCUCAGUCGUUGUGUGAACAGUCCAGAGAAUCCAUUUUAUAUAUAUUCCUGCAGACAACAAACAAUUUCGUACUAUUGGCAAAAGAACAUAUUGUUAAAUAGUGAAUUAUAUUUUACAUGUUAAAUGCUAAAUGCAGUACAUGCGUGUCUUUAGGCUAAGUGUCUUUGUUCUAAUGGAGAGGGCUCUACCUGCAAAAUCAUUCAUAAGUGCCUGCACAUACACAGUGAAUAUUUUAAUUAAUGGAAAAAUCACCGCGUCAGUUUUGUGUUUUCGCCAUCAGCGGCCAUCGAAAUCUGUAUCUGUAGAUCUAUACUGCAUCCUCAUCUUCUUUUUCAUCAUCAUUAACUGACCUUUUAUGAGGUUCUGGAGUUUAUAUGGGUAGCCCACUUCAUAGACUAUCAUCACAUCAGAUACUAUCAAUGUUGUGAAAAUUCUGCUCACUGUCAUAUAGUUGCUGAUUUGCUUAGUUCCCGAUACACAACUGUGUCACAAGGGAAAAUGUUAUACAGUAUGUCUGACAACUGACAUGUUCCUUACCGUCUCCAGGGAGAAGCUUUGUUCUUUCUAUUGUGACUCCCAUAGCCACACUUUAAAAACACUAACGAGUGCUUUAUGAGCUCUCAAGUGUUACUUUGUAAGCUCCUGACUGCAUUUUGUUUUCUAACAUUGAUUAAAACUCUCUGUAUAG
Messenger RNA from Thunnus maccoyii (southern bluefin tuna), 2089 nucleotides. RefSeq names its product leptin receptor gene-related protein. NCBI's taxonomy places the organism in Eukaryota, Metazoa, Chordata, Actinopteri, Scombriformes, Scombridae. Gene Ontology annotation, biological process: negative regulation of growth hormone receptor signaling pathway; late endosome to vacuole transport via multivesicular body sorting pathway. The transcript is spliced from 4 exons. Bases 126 to 521 code for a protein of 131 amino acids. The record is from RefSeq and is a predicted model, not a curated record. Gene Ontology annotation, cellular component: endosome.